AUGGAUCACAAAACCAAUGAAGAAAAGAAGCGGCAAGCUUUCAGGGCCGCUUGCAUAAGACUGAAAGCAUAUCUGGCUAAGAAGAGAUUGGCCAGAGAAGAACAGCUAUAUGAAGAGGUAUCGGCCAGCACAGCCGAUAUAAUUGAAGAAGGUUUCGAAAAGCUGGAUGCAAUCCAACUUGAAUAUUUGGAGUCAGCCCCUUCCAGGAUGGAAGAUAAUAAAGCAGAGGUGCAAGAUCCUUUAUUGGAAAUAAAUGUUGAGAUGCCUGGCCUGUCUAAAAAAUUGGUAGAACAUAGAUUACCGAUCAAGAAAGAUUUUCAGCCAUAUAAACAACCACCAAGAAGGAUGUCUUCAGAAGUAAUGCUCAAAAUUAAAGAAGAAAUUAAGAGACUUCUUAAGGCAGGAUUUAUUCGAACAGUUAGGUAUGUUGAAUGGCUGUCUAAUGUUGUUCCGGUAAUGAAGAAGAAUGGCAAACUUAGAGUUUGUGUGGAUUUUCGCAAUUUAAAUAAUGUUACUCCAAAAGAUGAAUAUCCAAUGCCUGUAGCCGAUCAACUUAUUGAUUCGGCCGCUAAGCAUGAAAUAUUGUCUUUUAUGGACGGCCAUUCAGGUUAUAAUCAAAUCUAUUUAGCCGAGGAAGAUAUUCAUAAAACGGCUUUUAGAUGUCCUGGGUCAAUUGAUGAUGUAGUUGUGAAAUCAUCGGCCAAGAGACAGCAUUUGGAACACUUGAAAAGGGCCUUUGAAAGGAUGAGGAUUCACAAAUUGAAAAUGAACCCAUUGAAGUGUGCAUUUGGAGUUUCAGCCGGGAAUUUCUUGGGGUUCUUGGUACACAAACGAGGUAUUGAAGUUGAUCAGAACAAGGUCAAAGCUAUUAUAAAUGCUAGGGCCCCAGCCAACAAAAAACAAGUGCAAAGGUUCCUCAGCCAGGUAGGUUUUCUUAGAAGAUUUAUUUCUAACCAUGCUGGCCGAGUGCAUGUCUUUUCGACUUUAGUGAAAUUAAAGUUACAUGAGAAAUUUCAUUGGGACGAAUCCCAUCAGAAGGCCUUUAACAAAAUAAAAGAGUAUUUGGCAAACCCCUCGGUUGUAAUGCCUCCAAGAAAGAAGUGGUCGUUAAAGUUUUAUUUAUCGGCCGCAGAAGAAUCAAUUGGUAGUAUGCUCGCACAAGACAAUGAACAUGGAAAGGAGCAGGUUGUCUACUACCUGAGUAGAGUACGAACUGAUGUAGAAUGCAAAUAUUCUUCAAUUGAGAAGCUUUAUUUAUCUUUGUACUAUUCGGCCAUGAAGUUGAGAGUAUACAUGCGGCCUGUUGAUGUUUACAUUCUUUGUCAGACUAACGUGAUCAAGUAUAUGCUAUCAAGGCCAUUGAUCACUGGCCGAAUAGGUAAAUGGGCUUUGGCUUUGAUGGAAUUCAAUUUUAUCUACGUCCCACAAAAAUCAGUACAAGGAAGGGUUCUGGCUGAUUUUUUGGCCGAUCAUCCUUCAACUAAUAUUGAUCCAUGGGUUUAUGAUGAAUUGGAGUCAUCAGCUAUAUUCUUAACUCCUUGGAUCUUGAUGUUUGAUGGAUCAAGCACGGCUGAUGGAGCAGGAGCAGGUAUUGUUAUUAUUUCGCCAGCUGGUAGAAAGGCUUCAUUCUCUUUCUUUUUAGAUUUUAAAUGUUCAAAUAAUCAGGCCGAAUAUGAAGCGCUUAUAAUCGGCCUGGAGAUUUUAAUUGAAAUGGCUUUCUGGCCGAGAGGGCAGAAUAAGGAGGCCAACAGCAUGGCCCAAGCAACCUCUGGAAUAAGAGUACCAGCCGGAAUAGAAGAUCAGUUGAUAAAGAUAAAACGAAGAUCUUUGCCAUCGGCCGAAUUGAGAAAUACUAUGUUGUUUGAUACUUGGACAAUUGAUGUAGAAGAUUUGGCCGACGAUGACUGGAGGAUACCAUUUAUAAUGUUUCUUCGAAAUCCAAUCAUCAAGGCUGAUAGAAGUAUUAAAAGAAAAGCGAUCAACUUUGUGCUUCUAGAUGGGGAUCUAUACAGAAAAGGGUUAGAAGAUGGGCUCCUACUACAAUGCAUAAGCAAGGAGGAAUCACUUCAGGUUAUGGCCGAGGUACAUGAGGGCAGCUAUGGGGCUCACCAAGUUGGGAUUAAAAUGAGAUGGCUGAUUCGCAGGUAUGGAUAUUAUUGGCCGAGGAUGAAGAAAGAUUGCAUAGAUUACUCAAAAGGUUGUCAAGCUUGUCAAAGACACGGGCCGAUUCAAAAUGUACCAGCAAAAGAAUUACAGCCAAUAAUCAAACUUUGGCCAUUCAGAGGUUGGGGCCUUGACCUUAUUGGUAAAAUUAAUCCACCAUCAAGCGAAGGCCUCACCACAGGUCCGAGCUCAGGAAAGUACACUUGA
Molecule: messenger RNA, 2370 nt
Organism: Cornus florida
Lineage: Eukaryota; Viridiplantae; Streptophyta; Magnoliopsida; Cornales; Cornaceae
Exons: 4
Coding region: 1-2370 (789 amino acids)
Molecular function (GO): nucleic acid binding
Source: RefSeq, a predicted model, not a curated record